Molecule: messenger RNA, 2504 nt
Organism: Cavia porcellus (domestic guinea pig)
Lineage: Eukaryota; Metazoa; Chordata; Mammalia; Rodentia; Caviidae
Product: interferon-induced GTP-binding protein Mx1-like
Exons: 14
Coding region: 80-1744 (554 amino acids)
Biological process (GO): defense response to virus
Cellular component (GO): microtubule; nucleus; cytoplasm
Molecular function (GO): GTP binding; GTPase activity; microtubule binding
Source: RefSeq, a predicted model, not a curated record
AAGAGCUAGAACUCAGGAAUCUCUACGGGGAUGAGGAAAGAGAAGAAUCCUAGGCCCAUCACAACUGCGUGUUAAAAACAUGAGUUUUCUCCUUCUAAGCCAGACUAGUCUUGAUGCGAACCAUGACUCUUCACUACAGAUGCCCAAUAGCACCAGGUGCAACAGAAUUGGGAAGAAGAUGGGUCCUUCCAUUGGGCAAGCCACAGAAGACGUGAAUAAGGCAGAGAAAGGCCAGGUUCUGGUGGCUGAGAACAACCUCUGCAGGCAGUAUGAGGAGAAGGUGCGGCCCUGCAUCGACCUCAUCGACUCUCUGCGGGCCCUGGGCGUGGAGCAGGACCUGGCCCUGCCCGCCAUCGCUGUCAUCGGGGACCAGAGCUCGGGCAAGAGCUCCCUGCUGGAGGCUCUGUCGGGAGUCGCCCUCCCCAGGGGCAGCGGCAUUGUCACCAGGUGCCCUUUGGUGCUGAAACUGAAGAAGCUGAGGCCAGAAGAGGAAUGGAGAGGCAAGGUCAGCUACCUGGACAUUGAGGAGGACAUCUCGGACGCCUCCAAGGUAGAAGAGGAAAUCCGCAAAGCCCAGAACUACAUCGCUGGGGAUGGGCUGGGAAUCCAGGAUGAGCUCAUUAGCCUGGAGGUCAGCUGCCCCGAAGUCCCGGAUCUCACUCUCAUCGACCUUCCUGGGAUCACCAGGGUACCUGUGGGCAAUCAGCCUGCGGACAUCGGUCGACAGAUCAAGCGACUCAUCAGAAAGUACAUCCAAAAGGAAGAGACCAUCAACUUGGUGGUGGUCCCUAGUAAUGUGGACAUUGCCACCACGGAGGCUCUGAGCAUGGCAAAUGAGGUGGAUCCUGAAGGAGACAGGACCAUAGGAAUCUUGACGAAGCCUGAUCUAGUGGAUAAAGGGACUGAGGACAAAGUUGUGGAUGUGGUUCAAAACCUGGUGUGCCACCUGAAGAAGGGCUACAUGAUUGUCAAGUGCCGCGGCCAGCAGGACAUCCAGGAGAACCUGUGCCUGACUGAGGCCUUGCAGAGGGAGAAGGCCUUCUUUGAGGACCACCCACAGUUCAGGGUGCUGCUGGAGGCCAGAAAGGCCACUGUCCCCUGCCUGGCAGAGAGACUGUCUGAAGAGCUCAUUGCACACAUCUGUAAAUCUCUGCCACUAUUGGAAAAUAAAAUCAAGGACCUUCACCAGAAAACAACAGAUGAGUUACAGAAGUUUGGCAUGGACAUCCCAGAAGAUGACAGCGAGAAAAUGUUCUUCCUGAUAGAGAAAAUCAAUGCCUUUAAUCUGGACAUCAAUGCUGUAGUUGACGGGGAGGAAAGUGUAGGCACUGAAGGCUCCAGGCUGUUUGCCAAACUCCGAAGGCAAUUCCAGUUGUGGAGUUCCAUGAUUGAGAAGCAUUUUUCAAAGGGUUUUGAUGGUUUACAAAAAGAGAUCUGGAAAUUUGAAAACCAGCAUCGUGGCAGAGAGCUGCCUGGGUUUGUGAACUACAGGACAUUUGAGAAAAUCAUCAAAAAGGAACUCCAGGCCCUGGAGGAGCCGGCUGUGGACAUGCUGCACCAGACCACCGAUAUGGUCCGGGCAGCCUUCACAGAUGUGUCUGAAAAAAACUUCACUGAGUUUUUUAACCUCUACAAAACCACCAAGAACAAAAUCGAAGAUAUUCGAUCAGAUCAGGAAGAAGCGGCGGAGAAGGCAAUCCGCACUCACUUCCAGAUGGAGCAGAUCGUCUACUGCCAGGACUAGGCUUACCGAGGUGCGCUGCAGAAGAUCAGAGAGGAGGAGGCCAAGGAGGAGAAGCAGAAAAAAGUAUUUCAGUCUUCAGAGACCACUGCUAUGGGUGAAAUCCUCCAGCACCUGAAUGCCUAUUGCCAGGAGGUUCACAGCCGCAUCUCCACCCACAUCCCCUUGAUCAUCCAGUACUAUGUCCUGCAGUUGUUUGGCCAGCGGCUGCAGAAUGCCAUGCUGCAGCUGCUUCAGGAGAAGGAGAACUGCGCCUGGCUCCUGAAGGAGCGGAGCGACACCAGUGAGAAGAGGAAGUUCCUGAAGGAGCGGCUGACCCGGCUGGGCCAGGCCCGGCGCCAGCUCGCCAAGUUCCCUGGUUAACCCAGCUCCCAAGCCUCGGGAGGAGGCCGAGCCAGGGUGAUGUAGUCGCUUAGCAGAUGCUCAGUAGGCAGAGGUAGAACGAGAUCUCUUCUUUUUCUCCAGGAGCAUGUAGGGACCAAAAAGAGUUAGGAGAAUGGUUUGAUUUCUGGCUGUAAGAGGACAGUCUCAUGUCAAAGUGUGGGCUGCAGACUGAAGGGAAGGUGCCACCGUCACGAGGGGGUCAAGGGCGUCACUCACCUCCCCCACUCAACUUUUGUGCAUCAGGAGACGGCCUCCAGCUCAGUGCCGGGAAAGGCUCCUUCCUGGUCUGUCUGCAGUCUCCUCUGGAGCCGGCUUGUAGGAAUGGUCUGCUGCUCUUAGAAGCUGGGCCUCUUCUGUUUGAAUAAACAUGUAAUCCUUG